AUGCACUUGACGCGCUUUAUGUAUUUUAUGCUGUUUCUUCUGGGUUGGCUGACAUACUUUAUACUAAACCUGCCCAUGAGCACUGCAGAGACUUCUUCGGCAGAAAAGGCAAAAAUGCCCGUGGAGUGCAGGGAUCAUGCAAGCGAUCAGAUGCUGAAAACAUACAGCACCCCAAUAAACAACAUUAUUACAGAGUCUCGGCUUGACAUAAUAUUCAACACACACAUGCUGCAGAUGGUGCCAGGCGAGUGUGCAUACAACAAGUACAACCCGCUGGUUCUAAUUGACGUUGAAAUGCCGCAGGCGUAUUCCAUGUUUAUCAUACACUUGAGGCGACAAAAAGAAAUUCUGCACAUUCUGGAGCAGCUGCAUCCAAUAAACAACAAAAUCUUCCUGCCGGUGAAGAAAUCAUCCUACCUCAGUGCUAAAAAGAAGCAGAUACUAACCCGAGCAUCUGAUCUUCAGAGGAUAAAGGACCAGCUUUUCCACUACAUAGAAGACAAGCCCAUGCCCCUGUUUGACAUAAAAAACAUUAUUCUAAUAUUCACAACCGUGCACAAGGGAAACCUAAUGCGGCAGUACAGCGACACGUACAACACCAUAAACACGUUUAAGGAGUACAUUUCCACGUACAAGAGCGAGCUAAACCACGCGUACCAAAACAUUCUUGUGGAGUACUCAGAGGAAGGCUACGCCCAAAGAGCCCAAAACGUCACUACACCCUCCCCUAUGGUCAUGCAGUCGAUGAAUGCGAAUGCCCUUCUUUCCUAUAAGAAGAACGUCUUUAACAGAAACAACCUUAUUUUUGAGUAUUUGCUUAUGAGCAUAUACAUGAAGGUAGAGUCGAUACUGUACUUUGUCAACACGGAUCCCACCGUUUUGUACCUGAAAAACCACGGCGUCAAAAUUUCAGGGCUGGAUGCUCUAAAAAAGAAGGCCCAGCAGUUCCAGGACAAGUACACGCAAUGCAAAAGAAACUACUACACGCUUGUGCGUAAAAUUCCCUCGAUUAAAACAUUUUGGAAAAACGUGUAUACGCUGUACAAAAACUACACAAAUGUGCUCAUAAACACAAACUUGGCCCUUGAGGAUGUGGUAUUAAGCAUAGACAAAACUGCCGCGUUUGACAACCCUGGGUACGGGGCCACCCACCACAGAAUAAUCUCCCUUCUGUCAAGCUUGAAUUUUCUGGCGGAGCACGCCCAUAGAAAGCUGUCAACCAAAAUCAUAGCGAGCAAAGUGCUUGAAGACUCGCAGGGCAGCCUGCAAAGCCCUGAAAGGCUGAAAAAUCCUUCUUUGGACGACUCCCUCAGCGACAGCACUGUGAUGCGCCUGUCUAACUUUUCUCGCGCGCUGGACGCCCGAAUAGAGUCAAACACUAUAAGCCAGCAGGACGUCAGAGACGCAGGCCUGGUCAUUUCUGCCAUCAAUGCGAAGGUGCACUAUGAGGGCAGGCACGGCAACGAAACACAAAAGGAAAACACGCAGGUCUACAUAAACAGGUACGGAUUCCAGAAUCCCUCCAAGUACAUAGAAUGCUAUAACGAAGUCGCCAAAAAAAUAAGCGAGGAAAUAAGAAAUUCCCCGGGGAUGUGCGCCGAGACAAACCUAAUGGACGACUUUUCGAGCAUGCUUAUGUACAAGAGAAAGAACCCAGCCAACAAAGAAGAGGAAAUAAUCCAGAACGAGAACCUUUUUUCCGCAUACUUCAAUCUCUUUAUGAACGCCCUGUUUAAGAGCAGGCAGGCCAUUGACGACCAGCAGAAGUGCAAAGCCAUAAAGCCGAAUCUGCUAAAGACGCUGCUUGAUGUCAUGGCGGUGUGCUAUAAGGUGGCCGUCACCGAAAACGUGCAAGACAUCCCCAGUACGCUGGCCCUGGCUGUAGACGGGUUCCCAAUCCAGGCAAGCAGCGCAGAACUCCACGUAAACGCGACCACGUUCUAUGUUAUAGACACGCUUAUGGCGGGGAUAAAGAAUGAAACGGGCAUGCACGACUUGGACUUCUACGCGCUUUUUAGAAAUGCCAUCUCCGAGCUGAACAUCAAGAAAGAAGCCCGGGACAAUUCGCAUGCAAUCCACCAAAACCGCACAGAGAAAAUAAGCGACUAUCUCUACAAGUCCCACGGGAUGUCUAUAAUCAAUGCAAUUUCCACGAUCCGUGCAAGUUUGGAGCACGAAGCGAAAGUUCUCGGCCUGGAGUGGGGCGAUGCCCCCGAAACAGACACGCGCCUCCUCUCCAACCGCAUGCACAAAAGCUAUUUUGAUCUUCUGAACCAGAACAAAAACGCCAUUAUAAAGCUGCUUCAAACAGUGUUCGACAAAGAGACGCAAAUUGGAAAUAUGAACAGAGACUGCACUCUGAAGCUUGCCGAGCUGUACAACAAAAUAAGCACCACCCUCUCCACGAUGCACAACGUGGACAUGAAGAAAGAGCUGGACGCCAUUUUGAAGUCUGUUGACAAAAGCAUGCUGGAGAACAAUCCCAUAAAAGUCCAAGUAAGUGCUGUGCCCGAAGCAAACACUAACAAUAAUCCCCUCUCGCUGGGAACUGUGUGA
Molecule: messenger RNA, 2556 nt
Organism: Nematocida major
Lineage: Eukaryota; Fungi; Microsporidia
Exons: 1
Coding region: 1-2556 (851 amino acids)
Source: RefSeq, a predicted model, not a curated record